Folsomia candida is the source of this 1568-nucleotide messenger RNA. RefSeq names its product zinc finger protein 2-like. Gene Ontology annotation, cellular component: nucleus. The transcript is spliced from 7 exons. Gene Ontology annotation, molecular function: DNA-binding transcription factor activity, RNA polymerase II-specific; RNA polymerase II transcription regulatory region sequence-specific DNA binding. Bases 511 to 1083 code for a protein of 190 amino acids. Lineage: Eukaryota; Metazoa; Arthropoda; Collembola; Entomobryomorpha; Isotomidae. Gene Ontology annotation, biological process: regulation of transcription by RNA polymerase II. The record is from RefSeq and is a predicted model, not a curated record.
ACAAGGGAGAGAGGGUGGGGUAAAAAUAUGCGAUUUUAGCGUUACGUAGUUUAUGAACGGCCCCUAAAAUACGUGAAUUGUUGGGAAAUUAUUAUACCACGCUUACCCAGUCUCAAAUCUGUCCGGUAUAUUUACACUUGUGCGCGAGAUUUGCAAACUACACUCAUUUGCAGUUGCAAAUCGUUCUCUUUUUAAAAAUAAGUUCGGCUGGUGAAUUAUUUGAGGGGAAGGAAUUGACUACUUCCGAUAGAAACUUUGACACGUUCUUAUUAAAGGCGAGAUCAUCAACUUACAUAGCCAAUUCCUAGUUCCGUUCGUGAAUAUGGGAUUCCGGAUAAUUUUAGUCGGAUAUUUCCUAUCGAAUUAGGAGAUUCAGUCAGCUCAACAUUAUGGUUGAAUUUGGUUUAAAGUCGGGAAGCUCAGUCAGAUUCCCUACUCUUAAAGAAAACUAAUUAGUGCGGCAUACAAUUUUUUGACAACGAACUCACCAAAUAUCGGAUCCACAUUGAAAUGAAGCCAGGAAAGAAAAGGGAAUGUUCAAAGUGUUCGAAAACGUAUCAAAGUAAAAAAGCGUUGAGAAGACACUUGGUCACGCACGAUCCAGACGCCAAGGUCAAAUGUGAGAUUUGCGGCAUAAUUUCCAACACCAGGUUCACCUUAGCUGCCCACAUGAAGAGUACUCACAGUAGCCGACCAAGUUGUGACACUUGUCACCGCGAGUUUUCAGCCGUUAGCUCCUUACAGCGGCAUAUUGACACCGUCUACAGCGCGAAGGAACGACCUCGUCUCCCAUGUACGUUUCCCGGCUGUGAGAAAACCUACCUAAGCAAUGAUAAACUUUCAAAACACGCUAAAACUGAACAUUCCGAGAAUCCGGUCCGAUUUCCGCGCAGACUUUGCGGAAAGGAGUUCAAAACCAGGGUUGACCUUACCCAGCAUAUUCCCACCCAUACGACGGAAAAGCCGUACACUUGCGCCACUUGUGGGAGGAGUUUCGCCCAAAAGGGAGCAAUGACAAGUCAUGAGAAGACGCAUGUGGAAAAGUCUGGCCGAGACAAGUUCCACUGUCAGGUCUGUCCAUAGACCUUUGUAAGUAGACGUGGCCUUCUUCUCCACACCGGAUAUGUGCAUGAAAAUCAGAGGAAUCAUCCGUGCAAAUUGUGUGACCAGAGAUUCAGAAAUUCAGGAAAUUUGAAGCGUCACGUGGAGGCGAAGCACCCCACAAAUGAAGCGCUGAUCCAUUCCUGCGACAAAUGCGAGUACAAGAGCCACUCGAAAAACAACUUGGCCUCUCAUAGAUUGCGCCACAAUGCAGCGAGGCAUGGAUGCUACUUCUGUGGGAAGAAAUUCUUCCUUUUUAACGAAUUGGUUCAACAUUGUCGAGCUCAUACUCUAGAAAAGUUAAAAUACUGAUGAUGGGUGUAUCAAUAAUUUGCCAGUUUUCGACAUUUUGCAAACCUUCUUAUGUGGAAAACUACAUAUAUGAUUUUAGUUUCAAAUUUAAAUUGUAAGAGACUCGCAUUCCGAAAGUUGUUGUUUCCAAUCAUGUUGAUCCCUUCAUGCUGAAA